AUGUCAUACCAGUUUUCCUUGACUAAUGGAAAACAAAAACGAUUUUCCAUUGACGAUGCUUUUGAAGAAGAAACGGACGAAGCCAUAAAAGUGUACGGAACCGCAGGCCCUAGAUCACCUAUAUCUAGUUCUAGAAUUAUGGUCGGCGAUGGUGAUCAUGUAGCUGUUAACAUGGAAAAUGGAAGAAGUUACAAAAUGGCCAACGACACAUCCAGAGAUAGUGAUUCUUUGAUACAAGAUUAUUAUGAUUGUCCUAAUGAAGAAAAUUUCAGUAGAUCAUGUUUCAAGCAUCCAAAAGUUAAAGAAAAUUGGAGGAUGGUACUGGCAGCAGCAACUUUACUAAUAAUAGGGAUAGGAUUACUAGCAACAGGUAGUGUUACAUUAGCAGAGCCUAAUUCUGGUUUGCAAGGUUUGGUGUUCUUAUUAGCUGGAUUUAUCUGCUUUUUACCUGGAGCAUAUCAUAUUGUAUAUAUAUAUUUGGCUGCUAAGGGUAAACGUGGGUAUCACUUUCACAAUUUGCCCUUGUUUACUUAA
Molecule: messenger RNA, 534 nt
Organism: Diabrotica balteata
Lineage: Eukaryota; Metazoa; Arthropoda; Insecta; Coleoptera; Chrysomelidae
Source: the annotation of a GenBank genome assembly